Penicillium soppii is the source of this 1047-nucleotide messenger RNA. RefSeq names its product alcohol dehydrogenase family protein. The transcript has 3 exons. The record is from RefSeq and is a predicted model, not a curated record. Bases 1 to 1047 code for a protein of 348 amino acids. NCBI's taxonomy places the organism in Eukaryota, Fungi, Ascomycota, Eurotiomycetes, Eurotiales, Aspergillaceae. Gene Ontology annotation, molecular function: oxidoreductase activity; zinc ion binding.
AUGAGAGCUGCUGUUUUCAAGGAGGUGGGAAAGAUUGUCGUUGAAGACAGACCAAUUCCACAGAUCACAGAGCCAUCGGAGGCAAUAGUCAAAGUCAAGCUUGCGGGUAUCUGCGGAAGUGACCUCCACUGGUAUCGAGGACACCAGGAUAUUCCCGCGGAUUUUAUCCCGGGUCAUGAAUUCAUUGGCACUGUAGUCUCAGUGGGAGAUGCUGUCAAGACCGUCAAACCGGGAGAUGAGAUUGUGGCUCCUUUCACUACCCAGUGUGGCAAUUGUUUCUACUGUUCUCGACAGCUGACUAGUCGUUGUGAGAAGAGUCUGUUAUUCGGUAAUCGGUCGCAUGGAAUUGGGAUCGAUGGUGGCCAGGCAGAAUACGUCAAAGUGCCAUUCGCAGACACUACACUUGUUUUGUCUCCGAGCACGGUCCGACCAGAGCUUCUGGUACUCAUGUCAGACAUCUUUCCAACGGGAUACUUUUGUGCGGCGCGUUUUCUGAAAAACAUGCUCAAAUCGGAGGCGGCAGAAAGUGUAGUCACUGUGGUGGGAUGUGGUCCGGUGGGAAUUUGUGCAAUCGCCAGCGCUCUUACAUGGUGCCCCAACGUCUAUGCCAUUGACAUGGUGACCGACAGACUCGCCGAGGCGGAAAAACUUGGUGCAAAACCUCUUUUCCUCUACGAAGAACCAGAGAGCAAAAUCAAAGCUGCCACUGGUGGCCGAGGCGCUGACGUUGUAUUGGAAGUUGUUGGAACUGACGAAUCAAUGCGUCUCAGCCUGGCUCUAAUCCGUCCAUUCGGAUUCGUUAGUAGCGUGGGUGUCUUUCUUGGUGAAUACAAUUUCUCAGGGCCAUUAUUGCACGCGAAAAAUGCGACAUUAGCCUGGGGCCGUUGUCCCGUGCGUGGCAUUUUCGAAGAAGCUUUGGAAUGUCUGGGCCGGGUUCAAGACAAGGUGGGCUUUCUGUGCGAUAUGUAUAUGAACUUGGAGGAAGCUCCUCGGGCCUACGAGAUUUUCAACCAACGCAGGGCUCACAAAAUCAUCCUCAAGAUUUAG